This is a messenger RNA of Humulus lupulus (European hop), 1463 nucleotides long. RefSeq names its product stearoyl-[acyl-carrier-protein] 9-desaturase 6, chloroplastic-like. Gene Ontology annotation, cellular component: chloroplast stroma. NCBI's taxonomy places the organism in Eukaryota, Viridiplantae, Streptophyta, Magnoliopsida, Rosales, Cannabaceae. Gene Ontology annotation, biological process: fatty acid biosynthetic process. The transcript has 2 exons. Gene Ontology annotation, molecular function: stearoyl-[ACP] desaturase activity. Bases 62 to 1225 code for a protein of 387 amino acids. The record is from RefSeq and is a predicted model, not a curated record.
UCCUUCACUUCACGUACUACACAAAAACCUUAAUAUUUCUUUCUUCCAAAAACUCAAAACCAUGCAGGCCUAUGCCUACGCAAGGAGUGUUUCAUGGGCCGUACGUGGCCACCAACCAAAACCGCUCCCAUUGAACUCACCAAACCACACAGUCAGAUUCCGAGUCUCCGCCGUAGCCUCCCCACCGCGGCCGCUAAAGCUCCAGCAGCCGACCAUGUCGCCCGACAAAGCAGAGGUGUUCAAGUCACUCGAGAGCUGGGCCAUCCAAUCCAUUCUCCCACUGCUAAAGCCGGUGGACCAAUCCUGGCAGCCCCAAGAUUUGUUACCGGACCCAACCAAGUCCGACGAAGAAUUCUUCGAUCAGGUCCGUACAAUGCAAGAUCGGGCGGCUGAGCUUUCAGAUGAGUACUUUGUUGUGCUGGUCGGGGAUAUGAUCACGGAGGAAGCAUUGCCUACGUACCAGACCCUGAUGAACUCGGUGGACGCUAUUAAGGACGACACUGGGGUUAGCUCAAGCCCAUGGGCUCAAUGGUCCAGGGCCUGGACCGCCGAGGAGAAUCGCCACGGUGACUUGCUUCGAACGUAUCUGUACUUGUCCGGUCAGGUCGAUAUGGUCAUGGUUGAACGGACCAUCCAACACUUAAUUGGAGCUGGCAUGGAGGGAGGGUUCAACAACAAUCCGUACAUGGGUUAUGUAUACACAUCAUUUCAAGAGCGAGCGACGUUUGUGUCGCACGGCAACACGGCCCGUUUAGCGAAAAAGAGCGGGGAUCCACUCUUGGCGCGCAUGUGCGGCACUAUUGCUGCCGAUGAGAAGCGUCACGAGACUGCAUACGUAAAAAUAACGGAGAAGCUUUUAGAAGUCGACCCAAACAACGCCAUGCUUGCGAUCGGGGAUAUGAUGAGGAAGAAGGUCACAAUGCCGGCCUUCCUUAUGUACGAUGGAUGCGACCCCAUGUUAUUCCACCACUUCUCGGCUGUGGCUCAGCGGCUCGGCGUCUAUACAGCUGAUGACUACGCGGACAUCUUGGAGUUCUUAGUCAAACGCUGGAAAUUGGAGAAGAUGGAAGGGUUGAACGCCGAGGCUCGGCAAGCGCAAGACUAUGUUUGUGGCUUGGCGCCGAGGAUUAGGAAGCUGCAAGAGCGAGCUGAUGAGCGAGCUCGGAAGAUGGGGCCUCUUAGUGUCAAAUUUAGUUGGAUUUUUAACAAGGAGGUUCUUGUGUAGAAGGAAUUAAAUUAAACGUUAUCAGGGUUUAAAUAAACGUGAAUUGAUCAUAUGCUCUCGCUUAGUAUGUCGACCUAUGUAGAAGAAAGGUUGUUGUUGGUAGUUAUAUAAUCGUUUCUUCAAUUUGUGUGAGUUCUUAAUUUGUGAGCUUUUUUUAUCGUUUAGUUGUGCAAUGGCUGUAAGGGUUUCAAUAAUAUUUUGUCGUAAUUUGUUGUGAAUUGAUUGAUUCUUGUAUUUA